Trichechus manatus latirostris (Florida manatee) is the source of this 1416-nucleotide messenger RNA. RefSeq names its product NPHS2 stomatin family member, podocin (gene NPHS2). Gene Ontology annotation, cellular component: plasma membrane. The coding region runs from base 18 to 1169 and encodes 383 amino acids. The transcript is spliced from 8 exons. The record is from RefSeq and is a predicted model, not a curated record. Lineage: Eukaryota; Metazoa; Chordata; Mammalia; Sirenia; Trichechidae.
CGCCCGCAGCUCGGGGGAUGGAGAAGAGGGCUCGGAGCUCCUCCAGCGAGGCCCACGGGAGAAGCGGCGGGUCCCUCCACAAGGAGAACAAGAGGAGGAAAGCAGAGAGGGGCCGCGGGAGCCGCGGGCGCAGCGAUGCUCCGCCCGAGCGACGGGGCUCUGGGCGGGCGCGGAGCCCCGGGGAGCCCCGAGCGCCAGCCGCCACGGUGGUGGACGUGGAUGAGGUCCGGGGCUCCGGCGAAGAGGGCACCGAGGUGGUGGCACUGCUGGAGAGCGAGCGGCCGGAGGAAGGUACCAAGUCCUCUGGUUUAGGGGCCUGUGAGUGGCUUCUUGUCAUCACAUCCCUGCUCUUCAUCAUCGUGACCUUCCCUUUUUCUGUCUGGUUCUGCAUAAAGGUUGUACAGGAGUAUGAGAGAGUGAUUAUAUUCCGACUAGGACAUCUGCUACCUGGAAGAGCCAAAGGCCCUGGCCUUUUCUUCUUUCUGCCCUGCCUGGAUACAUACCACAAGGUUGACCUUCGUCUCCAAACCUUGGAGAUACCCUUUCAUGAGGUUGUGACCAAAGACAUGUUUAUAAUGGAGAUAGAUGCCAUUUGCUACUACCGAAUGGAAAACGCCUCUCUCCUGCUAAGCAGUCUUGCUCAUGUGUCCAAAGUUGUCCAAUUCCUUGUGCAGACCACCAUGAAACGUCUCCUAGCACAUCGAUCCCUCACUGAAAUUCUUCUAGAGAGAAAAAGCAUUGCCCAAGAUAUAAAGGUUGCCUUGGAUUCAGUUACCUGUAUUUGGGGAAUCAAAGUGGAGAGAACAGAAAUUAAGGAUGUGAGGCUGCCAGCUGGGCUUCAGCACUCACUGGCUGUGGAAGCAGAAGCUCAAAGACAGGCUAAAGUGCGGAUGAUCGCUGCAGAAGGGGAGAAGGCUGCCUCAGAAUCCCUGAGGAUGGCAGCUGAGAUUCUAUCAGGCACCCCAGCUGCUGUUCAGCUUCGAUACCUCCAUACCCUUCAGUCUUUGUCCACAGAGAAACCUUCCACUGUGGUUUUACCGCUGCCAUUUGACCUGCUAAAUUGCCUGAGUUCUCCCAGCAGUAGAACUCAAGGAAGCAUCCCCCUUCCAAAUCCUUCAAAACCUGUUGAGCCACUGAAUCCUAAAAAGAAAGACUCUCCCAUGUUAUAGGGAAGGCCUAAGGACUGUCAAAGGGCCUUUCAUAUAAAAGCCACAUCACUGAGUAAGGCACUCUGUCCUCACUUCCUGCCCUUUCUUUGGUUACCAUGUGGAAUACCGUAUGGGAGUCACAAUGCAGGAACACAUGAGAAGAGAGUGAAAUGAUGUAAUGACAGAAAAGCCAUAUAAUAAGUUUAGGUGGAGUAUCUAUGGGAAAGAUCCUUAGCCAGAAUUCUAUUUUGGAAAGAAUUUUGAGUCU